UUCAGACGUGUGCUAUUAUAUUUCUAAAAUAUUAAGAUGAUUUCCGCGUACUAUGUUUUCGAUAGCGACAGCGACAGCGACAGUGACGGUGAAGAAACUGCAAAUAUAAGGAUUCAGCGCCAAAUAUUGCGAGUUAAAUCCGACCCACUGAAUCUUUCAUCAUCAGCGUUCAAGAAAAGUUUUCGCAUAUCAAAGGAAAUGUUUUUAACCAUACUUUCCGAAAUUGAAGCGAAAUUUCCGCCAUUGAAGGGAGCAGGGCUGACGCCAAAAGAGAAGUUAGCGGCUACCUUAAGAUUUUUAGCUGAAGGUAGACAUGGCGUCGGUCAAGAUUGGAAUGUGGCAAUUGCCCAAUCGACGUUUUCACCGUUGUUUCGCCAAACAUUGAAAAUAUUGGAAGAAACACAGUGUCCAAAACGGAUCAAGCUCGAAAUGGAUGCCAGUGAACAAAAAGAAGCACGGCAAUACUUUUAUGAACAAAGUGGAAUCCCGGAUAUCGUAGUGUGUGCAGACGGCACGCACAUUAAACUAAUAGCGCCGAAGGAUAACAGGGAUCAAUAUUGCAAUGAGAGGGGCUUUUGUAGUUUAAAUGUGUUGAUGAUUUGUGACCAUACAAUGACUAUUCGAUACGUCAACGCUAGGUACAGUGGAGCAAAUGAUGCUGCUGAUAUAUGGGUUGCCUCUGGCGUAGAUAAGUUUUUUGCCGAGAAAUAUGGAAGUGGGAAUAGAGAUUUUAAAGUACUGGUUGAUUCCGCCUAUCCAUCCAAACCAUGGAUUGUAACGCCGAAAAGAAAUGCAACUAUAAAUUCUCCGGAAGCUGUGCAUAAUAACCGUCACGCAAAGGCAAGACACAUUAUCGAACGAAGUUUUGGUUUGUUGAAGAACAGGUUCAGGUGUCUGCUAGCAGCGAAUCAGCUCCAUUAUACUCCGGAAAUCGUGGGAAGAAUAACAAAUGUAUGUUGCGCAUUACACAAUUAUUGUAUUUCCGAAAAUAUGACAGAUCAGUAGAUCUCGGUUCCCUUAUUUCA
This is a messenger RNA of Anopheles cruzii, 1025 nucleotides long. Its product is annotated as putative nuclease HARBI1. NCBI's taxonomy places the organism in Eukaryota, Metazoa, Arthropoda, Insecta, Diptera, Culicidae. Bases 37 to 1005 code for a protein of 322 amino acids. The transcript is spliced from 4 exons. The record is from RefSeq and is a predicted model, not a curated record.